Anopheles funestus (African malaria mosquito) is the source of this 4391-nucleotide messenger RNA. RefSeq lists its product as uncharacterized. Gene Ontology annotation, biological process: phosphatidylinositol phosphate biosynthetic process; endosome organization; Golgi organization. NCBI's taxonomy places the organism in Eukaryota, Metazoa, Arthropoda, Insecta, Diptera, Culicidae. The transcript is spliced from 12 exons. Gene Ontology annotation, molecular function: 1-phosphatidylinositol 4-kinase activity; microtubule binding. Gene Ontology annotation, cellular component: lysosomal membrane; plasma membrane; endosome. The record is from RefSeq and is a predicted model, not a curated record. Bases 680 to 4219 code for a protein of 1179 amino acids.
GGAUAUGUGUGUGUGCUGUACAGCAAGCGAUAAAUAAUGUUGUGUUAGUGCGUCAGUAAAAGGCAAUCAGUCAGCUUGCUAAAUAAAAAAAGUGUUAAAAGAUAUACCAGCUGGGGCGGAUCGGAUUUGGUUGCAAAUUUUCUACAAAAUUUGUAGUGUAUAUUAUAAAACUAAACUUUCGUUGCCCUGUCGACACCCUUGUGCAAUAGUAUGACGACAGAAUUGGGUGGAAAAAGACAAUAUUCUAAGUCUUAGUCGGUCGGUAAAUCAUUGGUUUGUGCUUUGUUGGUAGAAAUUGCGUGUCCACCACACAACGACAUAACGACGAUAAUAAUGAGACAUUUGCACCGAGCAGCAUCACAAUAGUCGAUGGCAAACAACAAGAGUGCGGUUCCGAAUUCAACACCACGCGCGAAGGACAACAACUUUUUCGAUUUUCCAGCCAAUCUAGCGAACGGAGUUAGUUUCCCUUGACGAAUGGUGUUCUGCUCGACCUAGCAUCCACCGUUGAUUGAAACUGUGUAGUUUAGGAUCCAUCAUCAUCCAGUGCAACCGACUAGCGAAGCAGAGCACUGCGUUUAGUUGAUCGUAUCAACCAUAUCGUAAAUAUCCCUUUAGUGCAGUGCGUUAAAUAUUCGAUGGUGUCAUCCGUCGGAUAACAAAGAACAGCAUCGGUCAAAUGACCUCCGAAGGAACGCUUGUGGAUCUGGAUUUCGGAGACACAAGCAGUAAUCACGCUGGUACCGUCAUCACAUCAAACGGACUCUCAACUCCGAUUCAUGCUGUCGGAAACGUAACUCUUCACAACGAUCUAAGGUCACCACCACCACCUCAGGCCCUCCAAGCGCUCCGUGAAAAGGUGAAUCAACUAUCGUUCAUUUCCGGUGCGAACGAACAUCAACAAUCGCCUACGUUGCAUCCAGUAUCGGACAACGGUGAACGAGACGUAAAAGAUGCGAUCGUGAACGACUUGUUACCGCCAAGCUCUGGACCGUUGUUUGGCGCCGCAGCAGACAAUAAACAGAGCGUGAACAACCAAAGUUCGUCGCGGCUUUCUGCAUCUUCAGCCUCGACCGUGGCCACCACCGUAGUGGACACCGGGGACGGUACGCCGCUCGUGCUGCCGGACGUUAGCUUCGAAGGCAUCACGCUGGAUUCCGGCAUCGAUCGAGAAUCGCAACCCCUGCUGGGGUCGCGCGAUCAUGAGAUUACAUACAAUCAAUUUCCCGAUGAUCCUCACUUCAGUGAUCUAGUGUACUCGGCAGAAAUAGCGAUCGAUGCUGGCAUCUAUCCGGAACGUAUCUACCAAGGGAGCAGUGGGUCGUACUUCGUCAAGAAUCCCGCCAAAAAAGUGAUCGCCGUAUUUAAACCAAAAGAUGAAGAACCGUACGGAAGGUUAAAUCCCAAGUGGACCAAAUGGAUGCACAAACUGUGCUGUCCGUGCUGUUUUGGACGCGCUUGUCUGAUACCGAAUCAAGGGUAUCUCUCGGAAGCCGGAGCUAGUCUAGUGGACCAAAAACUAAAUCUAAACAUCGUACCGAAGACGCGCGUUGUACGGCUCGUCUCGGAAACGUUCAACUAUCCGCGCAUUGACCGGCAGAAGGCUCGCAUCAAGAAAACGAUUAAGGAGCGCAUUCCGGCGGCUCGGUUCAACCGUAUGUCGCUUCCACCGAAGACCGGCUCGUUUCAGCUGUUCGUUGAUGGUUACAAGGAUGCCGAUUACUGGUUGCGCCGGUUCGAGCAGGAACCGUUGCCGACACGGCUGGGCCAAAAGUUUCAGCUCCAGUUCGAACGGCUGGUCGUGCUGGACUACAUCAUUCGCAACACGGAUCGGGGCAAUGACAACUGGUUGAUCAAGUACGAUCAACCAUCGAUCGUGCCAACCAGCCCGACCGCAACCAGCCCGAACGGUGUGAACGGGCUGGCGAAUGGGAUGAACGGUGGUGGGUAUAUUCCACGCAGCAGCAGCCGCCUGGAGAUGAUGGAACACACGGACUGGAAUCUAGUGCAGCUGCCCGAAAUUAAGAUCGCUGCAAUCGAUAACGGGCUCGCGUUUCCGUUCAAGCAUCCUGACUCGUGGCGUGCCUACCCGUACCAUUGGGCCUGGUUGCCGCAGGCCAAGCAACCGUUCAGUCAGGACAUCAAGGAUCUGGUGCUGCCCUCGCUGUCCGAUCCGAACUUCUGCGAGGAGCUGUGCAACGAGCUGUACGAACUGUUCAAGCAGGACAAGGGCUUCGAUCGGGGCUUGUUCGAGCGGCAGAUGUCUGUGAUGCGCGGUCAGAUGUUGAAUCUGACGCAAGCUUUAAAAGACGGCAAAAGCCCGGUGCAGCUGGUCCAGAUGCCGGCCGUCAUCGUCGAGAGAUCGAAGGUUAAUCCGGGAUCGUCGAGAUUUUUCUCAUUCCAGCAGCGCUUCCAAAACAAGAGCCCGUUCUUUUCCUGGUGUUUUCAAAUACCGAUGGCCGAAACACUCGAACACGUGGCGAACGGAGUGUGCUCAGUGUCAGCAGAGAACCCAUGUGCAACAGAAGGUGCCGUUGUCUACUGCGAUGAACAGGCUUGCGGAUUAGAAUCCGAGAUUCCGUGCUGCUCCACACCGCCAAUCGGGCCGUGUGCUGAAUAUCCGGAUCCAGUGUGCAUAAAUCCUACGUACUCCGACGGGGCUACUUGUUGUCCUGGUCCCUGCGAACAACCUGUCACGGUUGUGGACGAUUGCUCUGUUCCAGCUAACACCGAAAUGCCGCAAUGUUGUAAUUGCGCCUGUGGUAGGCCGGGAUGCGUGCCUAUGAAGCGUGUGCGCUACGUCCAACCACCGAAACGGGAAUCUUGUAAACCGAUCGUAACGUACAAACCACCGGAGGUGGAAUUUGGAGGCGACUCCGUGUACAAAACGUCCUUCAAUACAGAUCCUCAGCUUGUUGUCAAUGCUCGCCCACUGGCAAUCAAGCCACAAAGCCAUUUGGUGCCACAUCCCGGAAGUUUGGAGAAAACUACUGUCACAGCGCUCUCCUACCCUGGAUACAGCAAUGUAGAUCGAGCGCAACCGAUAGUUCCUACCGGCAAUCAGCUAAUACAGCCGGGUCCUUUACAAGAAGUUACUACCAGUAGGCAUGACUAUGUGGCCAAAACGACACCAAAGCGUUACAAAAUUGUCCCGGCAAGCCACAUGCACGUGCACAGUGCGCCGUUUGAAAAGCAAACCAUGAACAAGCUGUCGUACAGCUGUCCUAACAUGGCCAGCUUUGAACCGGCACGGUCUUGCAAACCGUUGCGCGAGUACGAACGUCCUGAGAUUCCGAUGCAGUCCGAAACAACAACCAAGCUCAGCUAUGGUCCUAUCUGUCCACCGCCAAAGGAAGACGUCCCUUGGGCGCGACGAGCGUGCUACCAACCGCCAGACGUACCAAUGGAUAACGAGACGACGUACAAAAAAAGUUUCAUGUCCGGGUGUCCGAACGAACGAGUGAAGAUGGUACUGCCAUAUAACAAUCUCUCCGUACCUGCCGGUUCGGGUUUCGAAUCGAAGACAGUCUACAAAGAGAGCUACCACAGUGCCACAUGCGGCGAGCGUCCGCCCGCUAUUCGACCAGUGGUACAUCUGCGGGUUGCCAACCAAAAGAUCGAGGACGACACCGUUUACAAGACGUCAUUUGCAACGUACUGCCACGCGGAACGUCCGGCGCCAAUACUUCCGCGUCCUGCACCACUAAUCGGAGAUGGACCCAUGCAGGAAAUAACAACACAAAGGCACGAUUUUGUCUGCAAAGGACAAGCUAAGCGGGACCCAAUAAUGCCCCAAGGAUCUCUUACGAUGCCAACCGGACGGGUAGAGAGUGCCACCAUAAAUCGUUUAACCUAUACAGGCAACAAAGAAAAUAUAAUUCCAACCAAAUCAUGCAAACCCAUUAUCACCUACAAGCGCCCAGAAGAACCGAUGGAGAGUGAUACGACGCAGAAACUUAGUUACAUGCCUGUUUGUCCACCACCCAAAGAGCAUUAUCCUUGGGCGCAACGGGCUCGCUAUCAACCACCCAAUGUACCGAUGGAUUCGGUUACAGUGCAGAAGAAUAGCUACGCCCCACCCGGACAGUACAUCGAGGAGCCCUGCUUCGACACGAUGCCAUGCUGCCAGUCGUGCAGCCCAGCAGCGGUGAACUGCUGUGCAAACGUGGACACGGCGUGCAAUGGUGUCAGUUAUCCGCGAGCAGCUAUUGUGAAGUAGUUCCUCUUUGUAUUCUAACCCUUCAUAGGUUCGCCUUACCGGAGCGGUUCUAAGUGAAAUCCAAAUGUAUUUAUUUUAUUAUUAUUUUUUUACUUUGUGUUAAUAAGCUUUAAAAAAAUCUGGAUGGAAAUUUCAUUGGCGAAUUAUAGGCUGGCGAUAUGUACAAAAAUUA